This is a messenger RNA of Rosa chinensis, 734 nucleotides long. Its product is annotated as putative F-box protein PP2-B12. The transcript has a single exon. NCBI's taxonomy places the organism in Eukaryota, Viridiplantae, Streptophyta, Magnoliopsida, Rosales, Rosaceae. Bases 25 to 660 code for a protein of 211 amino acids. The record is from RefSeq and is a predicted model, not a curated record.
CCAAAAUCCAAGAAGGAGCUCUACAUGGCUCUGUGCGACAACCCCGUCCUCAUUGACGAGGGCUAUACGAGCUUUUCACUGGAGAAAUGGAGUGGGAAGAAGUGCUAUAUGAUAGCUGCAAAGCGCCUUCGGAUUGCUUGGGGUGAUACUCCUCGAUAUUGGACAUGGAAAUCUGUGACUGAGUCCAGGUUUAAGGAGGCGGCCGAGCUUUCUGGUCAAGUAUUUUGGCUUGAAAUCCGUGGGAGAAUUGAAAAGCGCAUGCUGUCUCCAUCCACGACGUAUAAAGCUUAUCUGGUGUACAAGUUAACUCAACACACUUAUGGACUCAAUUGGGCUGCCGUGGUCACAGUUUGUGCAAGAGCUUAUGGCUUUGAUUAUGAAUGCCCUGGUUUGAAGGAAAUUACUGCAGGCAUUAAGAGCACUGCGUUUCUGGCACCCCAAAGAGAAAUAGAUGGACAGCUCGCAAGAAAUAAAAAAAUAAAAAAAGCUAAAUUUCCAAAUGAAGGCAGGGCGGAUGGGUGGCUGGAGAUGGAGCUGGGUGAGUUUCACUAUCAAGGGGACGAAGACGGGGAGUUGGAAAUGAUUUGUUGUGAGAUCAGAGGUUCAAGUAAGAGUGGUCUCCUUGUUCAAGGGAUUGAGGUCAGACCAAAAAGGAGAUAACAUGUAUGGAUAUAGUUAUCCAUCAUGAUCAUGGUGAUUUGCCACCCUUAGUAGAGAUACCUUCUUAAUUAAGU